Molecule: messenger RNA, 2052 nt
Organism: Agelaius phoeniceus (red-winged blackbird)
Lineage: Eukaryota; Metazoa; Chordata; Aves; Passeriformes; Icteridae
Source: RefSeq, a predicted model, not a curated record
AUGGAACCACUCAUUGUCCGGGAUGAGUCGGCGGCUCCGACUCACUCCGCGAGGGCCACGGGGCCGGCGGGACCCGGCGGCUCCUCCGGCGGCCCCAUAAAAGCUCCGGCGGAGCCGGGACGCUCCGGUCGCCUCUGGAAGCUCUUCCCGCCCCCGGGAGCUGUCGGGAUGUCCUGCCACCUGCACCAGCACCUCCCUCCGCUCCACCAGGACCCCGUGGCGCUGUCUCCUGGCGUCCCCUUCCCGCCUCAGCGGUGGCACUCCACCACCUGCGUCCCCCAGGCUGUGCCGGGCCAGGCUGUGCCCCUGCAGCGGGCCGCGUCCUCCAGCGUGUGCCACCAGCAGAGCGUCACCCAGGCCGUGCCAUCCCCCUGCGUGCCCCAGCGCCUCCUGCAGCAGCAGAUUGUCCCCAGGCGGGUGACAGUGUGUGCGCCACCUCAGCAGCGCGCGACCGGCGGCCUGGGUGUCACCUGCUGCGUGCCACACCAGGCGGGGGUGACCCAGUGCGUGCCACACCAGGCGGGGGUGACCCAGUGCGUGCCGCAGCAGCUGCGGGUGCCGCAGCACUGCCCGCCCGUCCCCCAGCAGCAGCAGAUUGUCCCCAGGUGUGUCACCACCUGCGUGCCGCAGCAGCGCCUGGCGGGCGGCGCGGGCGUCACCGGCGUCACCCAGUGCGUGCCGCAGCAGCUGCGGGUGCCACCGCCCCAGUGCGUCCCCCAGCAGCAGCAGAUUGUCCCCAGGUGUGUCACCACCUGCGUGCCGCGGCCGCCGUUUGCCGCCAAGGGCGUCCUGCCGCGGCAGAGUGCCACCAGGUGCGUCCCUCAGCAGUGUGUGACCAGCGUCUGUCCCCAGCAGGGCGUCCCCACGUGUGUCACCACCUGUGUCCCCCAGCAGCGCGCGGCCCGGGGCGUCUCCUACCGGUGGGUGACGGCGCCCGUCCCCCAGCAGUGGCAGAGUGUCACCGCCGGUGUCCCCCAGCAGUGGCACGGCCGGUGUGUCACCAAGUGUGUCCCGCAGCAGUGUGACACCGGCGGGGCCAGCAUUUGUGUCCCACAGCAGCAGCAGCAGAGUGGGACAAUUUGUGUCCCACAGCAAAGUGCCACCAAAUGUGUCCCCCAGCACUAUGGGACAAUCUGCGUCCCCCAGCAAAGUGCCACUAAAUGUGUCCCCCAGCAAAGUGCCACCAAGUGUGUCCCCCAGCACUAUGGGACAAUCUGUGUCCCCCAGCAGAGUGCCACCAAGUGUGUCCUCCAGCAAAGUGCCACCAAGUGUGUCCCCCAGCAAUACGGGACAAUUGGAGUCCCCCAGCAAAGUGCCACCAAGUGUGUCCCCCAGCAAUACGGGACAAUCGGUGUCCCCCAGCAAUGUGUGACCAAGAGUGCCACUCAACAGAGCGCCACCAAGUGUGUCCCCCAGCAGAGCGUGACCAAAUGUGUCCCCCAGCAAGGCAUGGCCAAGUGUGUCCCCCAGCAAAGCACCACCAAAGGUGUCACCCAGAAGUAUGGGACAGUCUGUGUCCCCCGGCAAAGUGCCACCAAGUGUGUCCCCCAGCAAAGUGUCAAGUGUGUCCCUCAGCAGUGUGGCACAGUUUGUGUCCCUCAGCAGAGCGUAACCAAGUGUGUCCCCCAGCAAAGUGCCACCAAGUGUGUCCCCCAGCAAUACGGGACAAUUGUUGCCCCCCAGCAGUGUGUGACCAAGUGUGUCCCCCAGCAAAGUGCCACCAAAUGUGUCCCCCAGCAAAGUGCCACCAAAUGUGUUCCCCAGCAACAUGGGACAGUUUGUGUCCCCCAGCAAAGUGCCACCAAGUGUGUCCCCCAGCAGUGUGUGAGCAAGAGUGUCACUCAACAGAGUGCCACCAAGUGUGUCCCCCAGCACUAUGGGACAAUUGUUGCCCCCCAGCAGUGUGUGACCAAAUGUGUCCCUCAGCAAAGUGCCACCAAAUGUGUCCCCCAACAAAGUGCCACCAAAUGUUGUGUCCCCCAGCAGUCCGGUGGAGUGAAGAUCUCCAGCCACUCCAAGAAAUACUGCUCGGCCCCCAAGUGGCCCUGGUGA